Durio zibethinus is the source of this 794-nucleotide messenger RNA. RefSeq names its product non-specific lipid-transfer protein 2-like. The record is from RefSeq and is a predicted model, not a curated record. Lineage: Eukaryota; Viridiplantae; Streptophyta; Magnoliopsida; Malvales; Malvaceae. Gene Ontology annotation, biological process: lipid transport.
UAUCACUCUAGUCUAACACACUAGAGGUCCCAUGUACUAAACAAGGCUUGGAUAAUUUGUAAAUGGUGGGAUCUACCAAUUUCAAUUCCCCAAAGGAUCCACUUUUUUAAAGUUUAAUUAAAACCCCAACAAACUUGAUUCAUGACAGUUUGACUUCCCUUAAUUAAAUCAUGGUCUAGAGGCAUAACGGUUACCAUUCCAACCCCUAUAAAUUGUGCCAUAGCUCAUACCCAAAAUGCAAUAAAUACCAUAUAACUUUGUUGUUUGUCACAAUUAUUAGCACUUUGUGUAGGAAAAAAAAAAUGAAGAGGGUUUCCAUUGUUGCCUUGUGUGCGAUGACACUGAUGGUGGUGCUGUUUUCAGGUGAAACUCGUACGGCGGAAGCAGUGACAUGUGACCCCUCCGAGCUCAGCUCCUGCUUGGCGGCGUUCACGUCUUCAUCACCUCCAUCAACCACUUGUUGCAGCAAGCUGAAGGCGCAGCAGCCAUGCCUUUGUGGGUACCUUCAGAACCCAGCUCUUAAACAGUUUGUUAACAAUCCCAACGCUAAAAAGGUUGCUAGCACUUGUGGAGUUGCAUAUCCUAAGUGUUAAAAGUUUGCUUUACUUGAAUAUUUAUUGGCAGCAUAGGACUGUCGUCUUGUUCUCAACUGCUCAUAUAAAUAAAUAAUGAUGAGAUGAGAUGAGAUGAGAUGAGAGGUGAUAAUAUUAAUGUAAUAUUUUACUUGUCUAAGGCUAGAGUAAUAAUAAUAAUAUUAGUAGUGAUAUUUACUAUUUACAUGUGUUUCUUGGGGA